Molecule: messenger RNA, 1383 nt
Organism: Zootermopsis nevadensis
Lineage: Eukaryota; Metazoa; Arthropoda; Insecta; Blattodea; Termopsidae
Product: mitochondrial inner membrane subdomain organizer
Source: RefSeq, a predicted model, not a curated record
UUCAGUAUGUGUUAAUCUUGUUUCAGCGACGGUGUGUUGGUACUCUAUGGUAUAAAAUUGUCGAAAGAUCCGAAAAUAAAAUGCAAAUGUUUACGAUACAAAAUUAGCUCAGGAAGGUAAUUUAUUUUGAAGAUAAUCUUUAUUCCUGCGAAAUGGAUGACGAACGUCACUGGUUUGAGAAAUUUUCUGUGUGCAUGGAAAGAAAUAUCAGGGGAGUUCAGUAUGGCAUCUAUUCUGUGGCUAUUGUGGGGUUGGCCGUGGCUCUACGAAGUGUGCGACCGUUGAAAAAGUUUACAUCUCCACGAGAGAUCCCUACUAGUUUCUUGGAGAAACACGUGACACUGAGUGGUAAGGUGGUGUGUGUGGAGACAUCCGUUGGAUCAUCACCUCUGCGGCUUCUGGUCGAUCACCACCCAGUUGUGGCCUGGCAGUUGAGACAGUCUUCCACAAAGUGCCUUCCUGUACACAUAUCUAGUGUGGACAUUCUCAACAACGGUUCGUCAUGGCUGCAGCAUGUUGUGGUAGGGACUAACAUCAGGUUCACUCUCCUCAAAGUGAAUCCCGAGUCUGUCUCCUGCAUCGUCGGUGCAAACACGAAAUGUGGAAAUGUGGGUGUGGAUCUGGUGUCCCUGGGGUUUGCUUCCGUGUCGGCACUCGACUUCCAGCUGGAGAAGGACCCCGAGUAUAUGAAGUACUACAAGAGACUCCUUGCGGCUGAAAAUCAGGCUGAAAAGGGGGGACUGGGCAUGUGGGCCGACGGCAAUGGCGGCUGGGCGGCUCGCCAGUGGAGGCGGCUCUGGGACAGACUCAGUUUCGCUUCUCUGUGGAGUAAAAUCAAGCACAGGGCUGUUGAGAGGCAGAUGGAGAAAGUUGUAAAAGUUUAAAUAGCAAUGGCGUAGUGAUCUGUCAGAUGGGGCAGAGCAAGUGCCAAAUUGGUAGUUUAUGUUACAACUAAAUGCCAGUAAGUGCCUGUAAGAAUUGACACUCAAUAAAGUGGCUUUAUGGCUUUGUCCUUCAAAUCUGUUUUCGCUUAUAUGAAGCGGUUGGAAACUUCGAUGCUUUACAUUUGGCCAAACGUGGCACGCGUGGAGACGUAAGAGGCACAUUUUGUAUUUCUGUUGAAAUUAAUUCUAUGGAUCACAGUUAUGACACUUUAUCAACUGCUGCCACAUGAAAGACUGAAUUGUAUUUUUAUCGUGAUUUGGCUUUAGAGCUUUCACGAAGCAUUUUUGUUAAAAGGCCCGCAGGCAUGUCCUCACAGCAGUGAAGGUAGAGGAGUGUGAACUAAUGUAUCUUCAUCUAAGACACAUUUACCUGAAAACAAGCAUGUAACAUUUUCCUUUUCAAAUAAAAAUUGAGAAUUAUUAGCUGAAUCAUUAUCAA